Molecule: messenger RNA, 1414 nt
Organism: Lemur catta (Ring-tailed lemur)
Lineage: Eukaryota; Metazoa; Chordata; Mammalia; Primates; Lemuridae
Gene: IMP4
Product: IMP U3 small nucleolar ribonucleoprotein 4
Exons: 8
Coding region: 296-1324 (342 amino acids)
Biological process (GO): rRNA processing
Cellular component (GO): Mpp10 complex; nucleolus; small-subunit processome
Molecular function (GO): snoRNA binding; rRNA primary transcript binding
Source: RefSeq, a predicted model, not a curated record
CACCGCCUCUACGGCAAGCGCCCUCAGGGGAGCGGCAGCUAGGUAUCUAUCAGCGGGGUUUCUCCGAUUAGCGCCCCAAGUGGAUCGGCCAGAGGGACUGCGGCUGGGUCUACAGGCGUUUCGAGUCCCUUCCGGAAGCGACCGAAUUCUAAAAGUCGGGCUACCAAUGUGGCGACGGAAGAAGGCGAAGCAGUAUGGCAACCGUUGUAAUUAAAGGAGGAGAGACUUUAAACUUAAUUCCGGAAGGCGCCGGCAGGAAACCUCCAUAUCAGUCGCUGGGCCGUUUUUACAGUUGAUGGACUGUUUGGAGCCGCCCAAUACGGUUUUAGAGGUUCAUCAUAUAAAAAUUGGGUACCCUGCAUACGGAUGGAAGCUGCGCCGCGAGGCCCGCCUGCGCCGCGAGUACCUGUACCGCAAGGCCCGCGAGCAGGCGCAGCGCUCCGCCCAGGAGAGGAAGGAGAAGGUCCGGCGAGCGCUCGAAGAAAACCGCCUGAUUCCCACUGAGUUACGCCGCGAGGCUCUGGCUUUACAGGGGUCCCUGGAGUUCGAUGAUGCUGGUGGCGAAGGUGUGAUCGGCCACGUGGAUGACGAGUAUCGGUGGGCAGGGGUCGAAGAUCCCAAGGUCAUGAUCACUACGUCCCGAGACCCCAGUUCCCGCCUCAAGAUGUUUGCAAAGGAGCUGAAGCUGGUCUUCCCAGGUGCCCAGCGAAUGAACCGAGGCCGGCACGAGGUGGGGGCGCUGGUGCGAGCCUGCAAAGCCAACGGGGUCACCGACCUGCUGGUCAUCCACGAACAUCGAGGCACACCUGUGGGGCUCAUUGUCAGCCACCUGCCCUUUGGCCCUACCGCCUACUUCACACUGUGCAACGUGGUCAUGCGACAUGACAUCCCGGACCUGGGCACUGUAUCGGAGGCCAAGCCCCACCUCAUUACCCACGGCUUCUCCUCUCGCCUGGGCAAGCGGGUGAGUUUGGGGUCCCGGGGCCAGGGCUGGGGGCUAGGGACCAGGCCAGGCAUUGUCACCCCCUCCCUUGUGUCCCAGGUUUCUGACAUCCUCCGUUACCUGUUCCCCGUGCCCAAAGAUGACAGCCACCGUGUCAUCACCUUUGCAAACCAAGAAGACUACAUUUCAUUCCGGCACCAUGUCUACAAGAAGAUGGACCAUCGCAACGUGGAGCUGACCGAGGUUGGGCCCCGCUUUGAGCUGAAGCUGUACAUGAUCCGGCUGGGCACACUGGAGCAGGAGGCCACGGCGGACGUGGAGUGGCGCUGGCACCCCUACACCAACACCGCACGCAAGAGGGUCUUCCUGAGUGCUGAGUGAGGACACAGACAGGGAGCUCACAGACAGGCCCACCAAGCCCGAGUGCAGGACCGUGGGCUGGGGGGUUCUGAAUAAACCCUCUGUGUCACA